CAGGUGAAUACAAAACCUCUGGAAAGCGAAGUUCCUCCUCUGGACUUUUCUCCUUUUCAGGCUAAAUUUAUCUCUGAAAUGUCAGACUCACACAUAAAAGUCACCUCUGCUCACAGACUCUGCACUCACUGUGGAUGGCGAACACAAGAUGAAGCUUUUCGCCAUCAAUAUCAUCUGUGCAUUUCUUCACGUCAGUUGCCAAAAUCCAACUGACCACUGGACUCUCGUGCCUAAUACUCUGGUUCUGGAGGUGGAUGGUGGUUUGGGUCAGUAUCCACUGAGCUGCCUGGACUCAGCAGAGGAGGUCAUGAGCAGAGAUGACCAGGGACGGGACAUCAUUUGGAAGAAGAAUGGAGAGGAGCUGCCCCAAAAAGGAAAUGUCUACUCCGUACAGCUGGAGGAAAGCUUAGGAGGGGGAAACUACACCUGUCACAGCAAAAACGGAUCGCUCCUCAAUCACACUGUGGUCUUGAUCAAAGAGGAAGAAAGCAAGAGGAAGAGGAUACUCAUCAAAACUGACCAAGAUUAUCUAAAGUGUUCUGCUCAAAAUUACAACGGAGACUUCCACUGCUCUUGGACCUGGCACCGAAGUCGUGUUGGAGAAGUCGCAUUUAUCAGAGUUCAACGUGUCUCUGAUAGUAAUGACACACAUUGUACCGUGGACGUCAGUGGGCAGCUGUGGACAUGUUCCACUGGUCAGCGUAAGUUCCGCUGUUCAGUGGACGACAGUGGACAAUCAAUUUCCUGUUUGGAUGAGCAGCACUGUCCUUAUGCUGAGGAGAUCCACCUCAUCUAUAUCAGUGUCUAUGUGAAGACGGAGCACUUUCUGGUGGAGAACUACUCCAAAUACUUUUAUCUGUCAGAGAUCGUGAAACCUGAUAAGGUGAGGAUCAGCGAAGUCAAUAAAUCGUUGAUCGAGUGGACUUACCCCAGCUCCUGGGCCAGUCCCUACUCCUACUUCCCCCUCACUUUCCAGAUUGCACAGUUUAGGAAAGAGUGCAGAAACUGUGCCAACCCCUGCACUGAGUUAAAACCCACAAAGAUGUUGACAGUCCACUCUUCAGACCGCUGCUCAUCUAAAGUCAAGCACAAGACGAAGACGGUCUGUGUCCGAGCUAAGGAUGCUUUCUCUAACUCUGAAUGGGGCGAGUGGAGCCACAUCAGGCUGAUGAGGAAAAGGAGGAACAAUUAGUGCGAAUAUCAUCAAAAAAUGAAAAAGAUGAGCACUGGACAUCUUCAGAAAUACAUAUUUAUGUUUUUAUAAUUAUUUUUUGUAAUGAUCUGCUUAAUUGCACUGUA
This is a messenger RNA of Sphaeramia orbicularis (orbiculate cardinalfish), 1299 nucleotides long. It is a transcript of the gene il12ba, whose product is annotated as interleukin 12Ba. NCBI's taxonomy places the organism in Eukaryota, Metazoa, Chordata, Actinopteri, Kurtiformes, Apogonidae. The coding region runs from base 149 to 1192 and encodes 347 amino acids. The record is from RefSeq and is a predicted model, not a curated record. The transcript has 8 exons. Gene Ontology annotation, molecular function: protein binding.